Molecule: messenger RNA, 1554 nt
Organism: Dendronephthya gigantea
Lineage: Eukaryota; Metazoa; Cnidaria; Anthozoa; Malacalcyonacea; Nephtheidae
Product: keratin, type I cytoskeletal 9-like
Exons: 4
Coding region: 1-1554 (517 amino acids)
Source: RefSeq, a predicted model, not a curated record
AUGGCAGAAUUGGUGGUGUAUAGAAUUAGUGGUGGUAUUGGUGGUGGUGGUGGUAUAGGUGGUGGUAUCGGUGGUGGUGGCAGAAUUGGUGGUGGUAUAGGUGGUAGUGGCAAUUUUGGUGGUGGUAUUGGUGGUGGCGGUAAUAUAGGUGGUGGUAUUGGUGGUGGUGGGAGUAUUGGUGGUGGUUUUGGUAGCGGUGGCAGUAUAGGUGGUGGUGGUUGGAGUAUAGGCGGAGGGAGCGGUGGUUUCGGAGGUGGUAUUGGUGGUGGUGGCAGAAUUAGUGGUGGUAUUGGUGGUGGUGGUGGUAUAGGUGGUGGUAUCGGUGGUGGUGGCAGAAUUGGUGGUGGUAUAGGUGGUAGUGGCAAUUUUGGUGGUGGUAUUGGUGGUGGCGGUAAUAUAGGUGGUGGUGGUUGGAGUAUAGGCGGAGGGAGCGGUGGUUUCGGAGGUGGUAUUGGUGGUGGCAGUAUUGGUGGUGGGGGUAGCAUCGGUGGUGGCGGUAGUAUAGGUGGUGGCAGUAUUGGUGGUGGCGGUAGUAUAGGUGGUAGUAUUGAUGGUAGUGGCAGUUUUGGUGGUGGAAUUGGUGGUGGCGGUAAUAUAGGUGGUGGUGGUAGUAUAGGUGGUGGUAUUGGUGGUGGCAGUAUUGGUGGUAGCGGCAGUUUUGGUGGUGGCGGUAAUAUAGGUGGUGGUGGGAGUAUUGGUGGUGGUUUUGGUGGCGGUGGCAGUAUAGGUGGUGGUGGUUGGAGUAUAGGUGGAGGGAGUGGUGGUUUCGGAGGUUUGCCCGGUGGUGGUCAACAGUUCGCAUUAAAAUUUACAAAUGGACGAUGUUUACUCCCGGAGAAUGAACAAACUAGUUCUGACACAAAGUUAGUGUUACCAAGUGACGAUUGUGAUAAUAAGCUUGCAAAGUUUCAAAUUUCAAAUGAAGGAAAUCUGCAGCACGUAGAAACUGGCUACUGUGUGCAGCCAGAAGGUGACAGUGAAGAUUUACCAUUGGCUAUUGUGGAAAACUGCAACAAAAAGUGGGUUUUUUUCAUGACCAAUUUUGGCUCUCUUAAAUUAUCAGAAGGUGGCAAAUGUGUCCAGCCAGAGACCGGAGGAACACGACCGUCGCAAACAGAAUAUAUGGUAUUGCGUGAUGUGUGCGACUCACCAGAAACAAAGUUCACAAUUUGGGGUGUCAGUGGUGGACAAUUUGGGAUAGGUGGAGGAGGUAUAGGAGGCGGAGGGGCCGGUGGAGGAGGUGCAGGGAUGGGUGGAGGGGGGAGUCAAGCGGGCUCGUCUUGGCAGUGGCGAAAUGGUGGAGAUGGAGGAAGCAAAGGAGGAUCAUCUUGGAGUUUCUCCUCACCGGGAAGUGGAGGGGGGAAUAAAUGGUCUUAUUCGUGGGGAAAUCCUCAAAAGCAUCUAGAAAAUGACCAGGCCAGGCACAGUAACAACCAACAUCAUCCACAAGAGAUCAAGAUUAUUAUUAACGCCAAAAAACACCAGAUCCAUCACAGCAGAACAGUUGGACCACGAAAAAGGGACAAGCUGGCUAAGAUAAAACAAGUUGGCUAA